UUUGGAGGCAACUGAUAGCAUAGGGGUUAGCGCUGCUGCCCUGGGACCUAGAGGCCACGGGUUUGAAUCCUACCACUGGCCAUAGCACCCUGUGUCAACAUACCUACCCUUGUUCUAGUAAAAGCAUGCAGCUCUAUUGUUGUUAGCUAACACUUCUCUUACAAUGUUAAGCUAUUUACAGUUAUUAACCUAUUUAUAUAGCGGGGUAAUUUUACCGGAGCAAGUUAGGUAGUACCUAAUACUACAUUUACCUUUACAGCAAUUCAUUUAGCAGACACUUUUCUCCAAAGCGGCGUACAUCUCGGAGAAAAUACAAUUUGUGCGUUACAUUAGGAGAAAGAGACGUGAUUCUUAGGUAAACCUCGUUUGUUUCCACUUGAUGCACCAGUAGAUAGAUAAAACCUGAUAACCUUCCUACAUUUUUAAAAAAAAAAAAAUUACUACCUCCUAAAAAUAAUUUGACCUAGCUCAAGGGUAUCAAAUCUGGAAGUGGGACUCGAAUCUGCCACCUUUUGGGUCAAACGGCAGCAGCUGUAACCACAAGGCUACCAGCGCUUUACUAAAGGUGAAUAAAUGUAAAUGUGUGAACGCCGUGGACACAAUAACGGACGGUGGCGGAGGCUGUUGGAACCGGUGUUGGACUGUAGUGGACUCUGGGGAAACGUGUUUUACUUUGACGGACCGUGACGGGCUUCCCGCGCGCGGCCUGUGGAAGGAGGCUCGUCACGGAGGGACAGUAAGCAACGAGCGCGUGGCACCACGCUGGACGAACUAUGACGGGCUGUUUACUCGUCCAGCCAGCGCGGUCCAUCCCUCUACAACCCCUGCUCCACUUUCCGCGCCCCGUCCCUCCGCCUGCUGAAGCCUCAUCUGGGCCCGGGACGAGGUCCGCAGAGGAGCCCGCGGGUUCCGCGUACACGGCGGCGCCCCCGAUGGAGCUGCCCGACGACUCGAACCUGGUCAAGUCCUUCAUCGCGGAGCUGCGGCGCAGGGCGGAAGUGGAGCUCGAGGGCGGCCAGGUGGACCUGAGCGACGGCGCGCUCCUCAAGUUCCUGCGCGCGCGGGACUUCGACGGCGAGCUCGCGCUGCAGCUGCUGGUGAAUUAUCACAAGUGGAGACGGGAGUGCCCAGAAAUCACCGCAAACCUAUGCCCCUCCUCAGUCUUGGGCCUGCUCCAGAACCAGUACCAUGGAGUACUGGACUCCAGGGACACCACUGGAAGCAGAGUGCUGGUCUACAGGAUUGGUAAGUGGAUCCCAAAGGAUUUCACAGCAUAUGAAGUGUUCCGUGUGAGCCUCAUCACAUCGGAGCUGAUUGUCCGGGAGGUUGAGACUCAGCGAUUCGGCAUAAAGGCCAUAUUUGACUUGCAGGACUGGUGCUUUGCUCAUGCCUUCCAGAUUAACCCUUCUCUGGUUAAGAAGAUCUCAGCUGUGCUCACAGACUCGUUUCCUCUGAAGGUGCGAGGGAUCCACCUCAUCAAUGAGCCAAAAUUCUUCCGUCCCGUCUUCUCUAUGAUCAGACCUUUCCUGCCAGACAAGAUAAAACCGCGAAUCCAUAUGCAUGGCAGCUCGUUUGUCCACAGCUUGUGUCAGCACUUCUCCAGGGAAAUUCUGCCCCCUGAGUAUGGUGGUAAUGGGCAGGGUCUGGAUGAAGUGUGUCAGAGGUGGACACAGUUCAUCCUGAGCUCACAGGCCCUUCUCCAGCAACUCUCCUUGGGUGCAGCCGGAAGAGGAGACGGUGAACAGGGUGGCUCACGCCAGGUCCCCAGAGGUGCAGGCAAACCAAGGGACUCAGGCAGCUGUUCUAGGUAGCUCCUGCACCAACCACACCCCCUAGUUACUCCUGAAAGCACGACCCCUCCAGGUUAUCAUGGACUGUGGAAGCACUGCACUUUCCACCUAUAGCAUUUCAACAGGGGUGGAUUAAUUUUGUCACAGUUUCCUGUAUACAGUAUUUGUUGGCAAACUUUCAUAGAAAGUUUGAAACUGCUGUUAUUCUUGAUUAGGCCCACAGUGUAUAAAGUUUUUUCAGUUACAUAGUAUUGUUGAACUGUGACCUUCUGGUAGUUCACCUGCAUACACCUGUGUAUGUCCCACUGCUGUUUAAGAUACAUUUUGAUCGUUCUCCUGUACUCAUCAUCGCUGAUAUGCAGGAGUUAUUCUUGUUCUGAAGGGACCCAGUUUGUCUACAUGAAGGUGACAAACAGUUGUGCAGUGAGAGAAAAUCGCAUGUUUGUUAAGGGUAUAUAUCACACCUGUUUGUCCAUGUGGUUACGCACAUCUGUGCUGAACUCAGGUCAUUUGGUAGAGAGAGUUCCAUUUGACUUUUUCAAAGUAGUUUCACUGCCAAUUCAUUUCCUUUGCUUAAAAAAAAGUUUAACAGUUUUAUAAUUCUUUUCUGUCAUGAGAAAGCAGCUAUACAGACAGACAUUUACAUUUAUUCAUUUAGCAGACGCUUUCGUCCAAAGCGACGUACAUCU
This is a messenger RNA of Scleropages formosus (Asian bonytongue), 2479 nucleotides long. It is a transcript of the gene ttpa, whose product is annotated as tocopherol (alpha) transfer protein. The coding region runs from base 774 to 1811 and encodes 345 amino acids. Gene Ontology annotation, biological process: vitamin E metabolic process; vitamin transport. The transcript has 5 exons. Gene Ontology annotation, cellular component: membrane; late endosome. Gene Ontology annotation, molecular function: vitamin E binding; lipid transfer activity; phosphatidylinositol bisphosphate binding. The record is from RefSeq and is a predicted model, not a curated record. Lineage: Eukaryota; Metazoa; Chordata; Actinopteri; Osteoglossiformes; Osteoglossidae.